This is a messenger RNA of Chlorella variabilis, 1251 nucleotides long. RefSeq lists its product as hypothetical. Gene Ontology annotation, biological process: protein phosphorylation. The record is from RefSeq and is a predicted model, not a curated record. The transcript is spliced from 4 exons. Gene Ontology annotation, molecular function: protein serine/threonine kinase activity. Bases 24 to 1007 code for a protein of 327 amino acids. Lineage: Eukaryota; Viridiplantae; Chlorophyta; Trebouxiophyceae; Chlorellales; Chlorellaceae.
CGCAGGCCAGCCAGAGCCGCGCCAUGUCCAAGAUCGUCACCCUCCCUCCCCCGCCCCCCAAACGCAGACGGCUUGCCCCACCGAUCGCAACCAAUCAGCAGGAGCCUGCUGAGACCCCCGCCGGCCACGCCGACACCGCCAGUUUUGAGCACGACUUUGCAGCCGAGCCAGCGGCGCCCGAGGCGCUGCCAAACGACGCCCUGGUGGCCCUGCAGCUGCUCAACUCCCGGUUCCCCGCAGUGGCCGGUGUGGCGCCCUUUGCCACCUGCGCGCAGCUGUACAGCGUACUGGCGGACCGCACAGCGGCAGACCGGCAGCUGGAGGAGCUGCGCCGCAGCAACACCGUGCGCCUGCUGCAGCUGCCCGCCAGCCGCGAUGAGUGUGUGGUGAUGCUGACAGCAGACUAUGUGGCAGCGGUGCAGCGGUGCAAGGAGGAGCUGGCGGCACGCAGCCAGCAGCAGCAGCAGCAGCAGCAGCAGCCACAUGGCGGCGGCGGCGGCGGCGACCGGAACGCAGCGGGGCAUGCCGCGGGCGCGCUGGAAGCGUUUGCCUGGUUUGCGGAGCGGGUGCUGCCGGCCUGUACCGAGGUCAUGGUCACACAUGGAGAGCUGCUGCAGCUGCUGUCGGGGGCGCCACCCGCCAGGCCCGGCCAGCCGCGGCGGCAGGCGGACGCGGCAGGUGCGGCAGCGGGCGAGCCGCAUGUGUCGCUGCUGCUCAGCCAAGGCCUGCUCACACGGCACACAGGAGGGCCCGAUGGAUACCUCUUCAGCAUGCCCAAUGCGGGAGCCGCCGUGCGCAGCGUGGCAGCCGGCCGCCAGGAGAUUCUGUCCCUGCUGCAGCGCCGCCGCCAGCCUGAGCUUCUGGAGGCGGAGCUGCUUAAGCGCAAGCUGCAGCGCUCGGUGCUGGGCGUGCGCUGGCACGUGACCGACAUGGUGGGCGGCGGCGCCCUGCUGCGCAUCCCCACUGCCGUCGGCCCGCUGCUGCGCGCCGCCAAGCGCGGCGGAUAGCCUGCUGCGGCUGCGGCUGCGGCGCUGGGCGGCAACCUCACCUCAAUGCAUGCCCUGUUACUCGCCGGAUUGUCUCUCGGCCGCGCCCAGCGCCCAGCCCAGCUGAAACGACCGCGUCCUGCGAGGAAUCCUCUCACUCUGUACUGCCCCGUGUAUCCUUCCUGUUUGUAUUCUUCCUGCUUUUCUGCCUCCCAAUUGCUUCCCCAAUUCGUGUACAAAUUCAUGCUGUGUGUGAACAAUGACG